Gongylonema pulchrum is the source of this 615-nucleotide messenger RNA. The record is from the annotation of a GenBank genome assembly. NCBI's taxonomy places the organism in Eukaryota, Metazoa, Nematoda, Chromadorea, Rhabditida, Gongylonematidae.
AUGGCUAUCCGAAGUUGUAUAGUAGAAGGAGGAAGCACUGGAGAUGGAGCAAACGAUGAAAAGGCGAGAUUGGAGCGCCGCAAUAAACUGGGCGCGAAAAUAUUGAAAGCAAAACUUCAAAACAAAAUGGAUCUGGUUGAAAAAUUAGAGAAAGAGCUGCAGGCUUUUGACGAAGGAUGUGAUCAGGGUCCCUCUUCAACAACUACCAAAAUUUUAUAUCGAAGUGAUAGGGGCGAUGUGCAAAUGCCAGCAGUACUGAAGAAAAACAGUGAAGCUAAGGAUACGGAAGCUCGCGGAAGAAUUGAUUCAGCUUAUCGGGCUGACAAAAGCAUUCGUGAUAUGGUUGCCGAAGAAAAAGCGACUACAUCCAGCGAUCGCAUGCUGAAUAUUGCAAUGAAUGCAGCAAAACAUCGCGUUGACGAUGAUUGGGUGGUUGAUGAUGCGAUGAUGUCGGUGAAGCGAUCGCGCAAAGCAGAGGAAAAAGAGGACCGUAAAAUUCGAAGUGAUCUUAUACGAGGUUGGUUAAUUUACUUUUUCUUCGGUGCCUGCUUAAAUCGUGGAAAAGGGGAAUUUCUCCGAUCCUCUGACCACAACUUUUUUAAUGACCUGACCUAA